CAGUUUGACAUGUCGAGUGUUGUCACAGACAGUUGAAAAAAUAUGAAUGAAACGGAAUGGUACCAUCGGAAGUGUUGUUACGAAUACGUUGGAUAGAUUUUCUUGUGUUCACUUGGUUUAAUUGUGGAUGACAUCCAUUUUGUAUCUGGAUGAACCUAGUAUUACAGAAAUACCGAAUCUUAGGGAAAAAGGGUGAAGGGACCUUUUCCGAGGUUCUAAAAUGCCAGCACUUAAAAGAAGGCUCUUACUGGGCCUGCAAAAAGAUGAAACAAACUUAUGACAGUUUGGAUCAAGUAAAUAACCUAAGGGAAAUUCAAGCCAUGAGGAGACUCAGUCCACAUGCCAAUAUCCUGGAACUCCAGGAAGUCAUAUUUGACAAGAAAUCUGGUACUCUAGUCCUAAUAUGUGAAUUAAUGGAUAUGAAUAUAUAUGAAUUAAUACGAGACAAACGUCACUAUCUUCCUGAGAAAACUGUUAAAAAAUACAUGUUCCAACUUUGUAAAUCAGUUGACCAUUGCCAUAGAAAUGGAAUAUUUCACAGAGAUGUAAAACCAGAAAACAUAUUAAUACGGGAGGAUGUCUUAAAACUAGCAGAUUUUGGGUCUUGUCGAAGUGUCUACUCAAAACAACCUUAUACAGAGUAUAUAUCAACUAGAUGGUAUCGAGCCCCUGAGUGUCUCCUUACAGAUGGUUACUACACAUACAAGAUGGACAUCUGGAGUGUGGGAUGUGUCUUUUUUGAAAUCCUUAGUCUUCACCCUCUUUUUCCUGGUUCUAAUGAAGUGGAUCAGAUUGCUAAGAUUCAUGAUAUAAUGGGUACUCCAGAGGCUAGUGUCCUAGGAAAACUUAAAAAGUCAAGGGGAAUGAAUUUCAAUUUUCCUUCAAAGAAGGGUACGGGUAUUGAGCGACUUCUCCCCCACUGUUCACAGGAGUCGAUUGACCUCAUUUACCAAAUGUGCACUUAUGACCCAGACGAGAGGAUAACUGCAAAACAAGCUAUACGACACCCAUACUUCAAAGAUCUCAGGACUACAAAACAAUCAAAGCAAAGGGAUGCUGACAAGAGAGCAGCACUGGCAGCAAAAGCCAAGGAAAAGGAAGAAGAGAAAAAGGAACAUGUGCGACCUAUUCAGAAGGAUGAAACAGCGACCAUCACCACACUAGAGGUCGAUACCUCACGGACAGACAAGAAAAAGGCCGAGACGGAAAUAUCCAUACCCAGCCUACCUAAGGCUCCAUCACUGCAAUCACAUCCACACAUCUUCAAAGACAGGAAAAAAGUGGAUAGAGUGCGUCGGCAUCGCAGAGUGCUAGCAGAAAGUCAGCACCAGUAUAAUCACACAGGUCUCAGUUUACCUAAGGUAUCAAUGAAUCCGUCCUUUCAUACGAGUUCAUUUGGAGGUCAUUAUAAUGCUCACAACCCAUCUGCUUCCACAGUGUCCUUGCUCCCUAGCCUUAGUAGCACCUAUAAACCCCCAAAGCCUGCAAACAAAGCCAAUAAAAACAUCUUUGGAAGUUACCAGCUUCCAUCAUUGGACAGAAGAGGUGCAGGAUUCUGAUGAAUACUUAUUGUUUAGGGAUUAUUAAAUGUGAAUUCAUGUAGAAUUCAAGGGAACCUAAUUCUUUGAACUAAAUCAAGCCUUGUGAACAUGUAUCAAGGAAUUUCAGGAACACUGUUGGGUGUUCAUCAUGUCAGUGACAAACAAGCCAAUUAUUUUUAUAGCAAUGAAUGACUUGUUUCAUAAUUAUUAUAGUUCAGUGUGUUUUGGGAGAUUUUAAGGUUUUUUUGUUGAUUUAAAAUCUUAUGUUUGUGAUGGCAUUUUAAGCAUUAACCAAUAAGGUUAAAUGUUAUACAAAUUUAAUACUUUAUAUAUAGACUGUGUGAUUAAUGUAUUUUUGCAAUUGUUGAAUUUUAUUUUUAAAAA
Molecule: messenger RNA, 1925 nt
Organism: Saccostrea echinata
Lineage: Eukaryota; Metazoa; Mollusca; Bivalvia; Ostreida; Ostreidae
Product: MAPK/MAK/MRK overlapping kinase-like
Exons: 14
Coding region: 150-1559 (469 amino acids)
Biological process (GO): protein phosphorylation; intracellular signal transduction
Cellular component (GO): cytoplasm; nucleus
Molecular function (GO): protein serine/threonine kinase activity; ATP binding
Source: RefSeq, a predicted model, not a curated record